This is a messenger RNA of Insectozyma verbasci, 1653 nucleotides long. The record is from the annotation of a GenBank genome assembly. NCBI's taxonomy places the organism in Eukaryota, Fungi, Ascomycota, Pichiomycetes, Serinales, Debaryomycetaceae.
AUGUUUAAAAAACCACCUUUUGUUAAGGCAAGUUCAAAUAUUAGUUCAAGAGAUAGAAGAAAGCUAAUAAAUCAGAUAUGUGAUACUUACAAAUUACCUAAAUUGUCAAAAGAAGGUCAAGAAAGACUAGUUCCAUCAAUUGUUAAAAAAGCAACUUUUAAAUCAUUUAAUGGAGAUUCAGGUACCGUAUAUUUCAAUGAUCAAGAUAUUCCAAUAUAUUUCCACACUAGAGAUUCAAUUGUAUAUCCUACUAUAUAUACUCUUUGGUCCAAUCAUUAUAUCUUAAAAGUUGUCAAAACUCAUUCUCACGUUAUUGAAAUUUUAGGCAGUGGAGCAAAUUUGAUGCUUCCAGGCACAAUUCCUAAAUUUUUCAAUAUAGGUAAGAAUGAAUUAGUCGGUGUUGUUAGUUCAGAAGAUUCGAAUAGAAUUAUGGCUAUUGGUUUUACAAAAUUAAAUUUACAAGAAUUUGAUAAUGUUUUGGGUAGGUCAGGAACUGCGGUUGAAAUUAUCCAUCAUUAUAAUGAUGAGUUGUUAAAAUUGAAUAAAGAGAUAGAUAUUGAAAUACCAGAGGUGAUAGAUACAAAUAUUUUAAUAGAGGAGGAGAAAGAAGAGGAAAUUAAGCAACCUGAACAAGAAGUCACUGAAUCUGUUACCCAAUUGCAUGUAAUGAAAGAAACUGAAAGUGAGGAACAACCUGACGAGCCUCAAGAAGAGAAUCAUGAAGAGGAAAAUGAGGAAGAGAAGUUAUCAAAGUUAACAGUUGAAGAAAUUGACAAUUUUUUUAUUCGUUCAUUAUAUCAAACUAUAAAAUUAGAUACUGUUGAGUUACCAAUUACUGCAUCUACAUUCAUGUCAUCGUACAUUUAUAAAAAUUUACCAAUUAUGGAUCAUCAAUACACAAACAUAAAGAAAACAUCAUGGAAAAAGACAUCAAAAUUUUUAAAAGCAAUGAAUAAAUUAAAUCAUUUAGAUAUAAAGGGUAAAGAUGAAGAUUUGACAAUUAUUAAACUUAAAAGAUCACCAAUCAUAGAUCAAUUUGUCCCACAUAAAAUAAACAAACCAAAAACAGAAUCAAAGAAGAUCAUAAAUAAGAAUAUAAGAGCCUUGUAUAAACCAACUGCCAAAUCACGUCAUUUUUUUAAUAAAUUGGAUCAAGAAUAUGAUGCAUUGUAUACUUCAGGAGAAUUACGUGCAUUCUUUGAUCUUUAUAUCAAAAAAUCAGAAUUAGCAGUACCUACCAAACCUAAAUUUAUAAAAUUCGAUGAUAAUUUGAAAAAUAUAAUUAAUCCAAAGAAAGAAGAGCUUGCAAGAGAUGAAGCUUUCAAAGGAUUUCUUAAAAAUUUCUCACCAUAUUAUGAAAUUGAUGGACACGUAGGUAAAGGAACCUUACCUAAAAUUCAAAUAAUUACUGAAAUGAAAAUUGGUAGGAAAAUCGUCACUCGUGUUUCUAAUUAUGAGAAAUUUAAUCUUAAACAAGGUGCAUUAGCUGAAGAAAUGAGAUAUAAAUGUCAAGGAUCAACUACUACUACCGAAGAUACAAUUCAAGUUCAAGGACCACAUGGGAAAUUAUUAAUUGAAAUGUUUAAAGAUAAAGGUAUACCUAUUUCAUAUAUUGAAUUUGAAGACAAAGUUAAAAAGAAGAAAAGGAGUUAA